CUGGUGACUUAGGGCGAAUACACUCUCUAUCGAUUAGGGCAGGACAAAACAACUACACGGUCUUCCUCCUUCCUGAGAGCUGGCCGGAAGAGUUCUUCUCAGCUCCCUACGAUUCUCAGGUUCCUCUACAAAGGGAGAUAGACUGUCCUGCGUGUGCUGAAAUUUCAAGGUGUUUGUGUUAUUUCUUAAGGUGCAAGAGUGGUGCUUUGGUUUAUCUUUCUUUGCCAAUAAUUAGUGAUUGAGGAUGCUAAAAAAAAUCUUUGGGUGUAAUCUCUCACUCUCUGUUUAUGCAUAACAAAGAAUCAACCCCCAGAGUUUUGAAGUUGUUCUCUUUGAGGUGAGGAUGCCGAUAGAUAAGAGUUGGAUAUAUAUAAAGAAUCGAUUAUCGGAAGAGUAUUGGAAGGGUUUACAAGGUUUUAUAAACUAUGCAAAAGACUUUGUGAAUAAAGAAGGAAAUAUAAGUUGUCCUUGUAAACGUGCACGUCCAGAAGGGUCCAUUGCUGAAGCUUACAUUGCAAAUGAAGCAUUGUCAUUUUGCUCAAUGUAUUUGAGUGACAUUGAGACGAGAUUCAACAGAUUAGAGAGGAAUUGGGUUGAAAGUGAUGUUAGCACGGCAGGAAGUUUAUCUAUCUUUCAAUCUCGCACCCGUCCUAUCGGAAAAAUGUCUCUAAUAACUCUGGACUAUGCUAUGCGAAAUAGAGCAGAGUGGUACAUUUUGCAGAAUUGCCCAGAAGUCCAACAGUAUAUUGAUGAGCACAAAGAGGUGAUUAGUUUGCGGAACACCAUCUGUUCUUUGGAUGAAAUUCAACUUAAGGAGUUUCCAGAAUGGUUUCAAAGGAAGAUCUUUUCCCUCCAAGAGUGUUCAACGCCGGAAGUGAACAAACAAUUGGUUUCACUUGCUUUUCGUUCUAGUCCGACGUUCAAAAGUUAUCCUGGAUGUAUAGUUAAUGGAGUAAAGUUUUUGACUCACCGUCGGGAUAUGAACCGAUCAACUCAAAAUAGUGGAAUAUCUGUGAAGGGGUUAGAUGAUGAAGUGUUUUACGGACAAUUAGAGGACAUUUACGAAUUGAGUUACGGAGGUAACAAUUCUGUUGUUCUUUUCAAAUGUAAGUGGUACAACACAAGCUUAGACCGGCGAGGGAAAAGAAAGGGAACGAAAGAGUACAAGAAUAAGAUGAGCAUAUGCAUCAAGGAUUUUUGGUAUGAAAAUGAGCCUUUUAUUCUUGCAUCUCAAGCAGAGCAAGUGUUUUAUGUUGAGGACCUUUACAAUGGCCCACAAUGGAGAGUUGUUGAACAUUUUGGGCAUAGACACAUUUGGGACCUUCCCCCGGAUCAAGAAGAUAAUAUGUGUAUUGUCCAAGAUGUUGAGUCUUCGGGUAUUGAUUUGGAUGUUGAAGUACCAGACUUAGACUCUAUGUUAUGGAAUGACACAAAUGUUUCACCAAAUGUCGCUUCACCUGAUGUGAUUACUCUAUAUGAGAAUCUUCAAGGUGGUUAUACUAUCAACGAAGAAGAUGAGUAUGAUGAAGAUGGUGAAAGUGAGUUUUUAAGUUAUGGUAGUGGUAAUGAAUACGAUGAUGAUGAUGGCAAUGCUGAUGAUGAUGUUGAUGAUGAUGAUGAUGAUGAUGAUGAUGAUGAUGAGAUCCUCAAAUAUAUUAGUAGUGACGAUG
Messenger RNA from Cuscuta epithymum, 1670 nucleotides. Lineage: Eukaryota; Viridiplantae; Streptophyta; Magnoliopsida; Solanales; Convolvulaceae. The record is from the annotation of a GenBank genome assembly.